Molecule: messenger RNA, 1474 nt
Organism: Gymnogyps californianus (California condor)
Lineage: Eukaryota; Metazoa; Chordata; Aves; Accipitriformes; Cathartidae
Gene: VPS29
Product: VPS29 retromer complex component
Exons: 4
Coding region: 53-601 (182 amino acids)
Biological process (GO): retrograde transport, endosome to Golgi; intracellular protein transport
Cellular component (GO): endosome; retromer complex
Source: RefSeq, a predicted model, not a curated record
CUUCCGGGAGGAGCCGCAGCGGCUGGUGUGAGGGAGCGCGGCGCCGAGCAGGAUGUUGGUGUUAGUAUUAGGAGAUCUUCACAUUCCACAUCGAUGCAACAGCCUCCCAGCCAAAUUCAAAAAACUGCUGGUUCCAGGAAAGAUCCAACACAUCCUCUGCACAGGAAACCUCUGCACCAAGGACACUUAUGACUACCUCAAGACUCUGGCUGGGGAUGUUCAUGUUGUCAGAGGGGACUUCGAUGAGAACCUGAAUUAUCCUGAACAGAAAGUUGUAACUGUUGGACAGUUCAAAAUUGGGCUGAUUCACGGCCAUCAGGUUAUUCCUUGGGGUGACAUGGCCAGCCUGGCUCUGCUACAAAGGCAAUUUGAUGUGGACAUCCUAAUUUCAGGACAUACACACAAAUUUGAGGCAUUUGAACAUGAAAACAAGUUCUAUAUCAAUCCAGGAUCAGCUACAGGAGCCUAUCAUGCCUUAGAGAACAACAUCAUUCCUUCCUUUGUGCUGAUGGAUAUCCAGGCUUCUACAGUAGUUACAUAUGUCUAUCAACUAAUUGGAGAUGAUGUGAAAGUAGAAAGAAUUGAGUACAAAAAAUCUUAAAAAUGUUUUUGCUUGUCUGGUAUUUUUACCAUCUCAUUCUGAACUGCAAGUUACUACAAUACUUGAUUGCUAGUUUACAGUACUGCACUUACUCACUAACAGCUUAACAAUGUAGCUUAUUGGUAAUAACUUUAAAACAACAUUGUGUUUGCUUUUCUCUGUUUGAAUUGAUUUGUAAAAUAUUCCAUUAAAAUAACUGUUUAAAUACUGUUCCUUAAUGUUGUAAUAAACUCCACUUCAUAGAAAAACUAAGCUUUAUGAACUGUUGUUGGGAAAAAAAUGCAACAGUUGUAGUUGCUUUUAAAAUGCCUGAUGUUCUGGUUUGGUGACUUACUUCUAAAGGAUACUUGCAAAAGGCUUGAACAAAAAGAUUGAAGGCUCCGGGGCCAUGUUGUGUUUGCUUUAGAAUGCAGUUGAUAUUUAAUUUUCUCAAUUUAACAUUCCCAAUUAAGUUAAAAUAAUAAAAUGGAUGGAUUGAUUCUGAAAAUAUUAUAGUUAACUCAUAACUUAGAUAGUAAUUUCACUGUAGAAAGUUUAACUUUAGUCUUUUUAUAAUCAAAGCAGUUUCAAAUACUACUAUGCUUUAAUGGAUGAUGGUCUCAUUAAAUCUAUGAACAGUGAAGAGAGGCUUUCCUUUAUUUAUGGCUUAUAUCUGACACUACAUGUAUACACACUUUGCUCCAUGUACAGAGGCUUUAAAUAAUGUAAUUCUGUAUGACACUCAUACUACUACUGAAGACUAAACCAUGGGUUGUUCAAGAAGACCGGACCUUUUGGCUCCCUGUUCUCAUGACUGCAGGGAACUGAAUGUAUUUUAACAGCUCCCAUUUCUCAUAACUGCUAACUUUCCAAUAAAAACAGAGUUUUAUCUUU